AGCGCUUAUUGUUUUUGAUACUCCUUGCGGAGCGGGCAUAUCGCGAAUAAUAAACCAAAGUAUUAAAAUUCGCUCAAACUAAAUAUAAUAUUUGUUUGAUUCUAGUUCAUUGUAACAGUAAUUAAAAUGACAGAUCAGCGUAAGGAGAAAUCAUACGAUGUUCGAUUAAAUGAAGACGAGCCACGCAGAAAUAAGGCACGAGGUCGGCAUUCCUUAAGGCAAGGAUCGUCACCUGAAAGUCGAUCUGCGCGUUUGCUGCCGCCGAUUGUUAUUUCGAGUGAAUUUAAUAGUCAACGAGAAACUUGUACGUCAUCAAAGUCCCCUACGUUGGAAUCCAAGCAUUGGUCGCGUUACCACAGAGGAAUGUCCGCAAAAGACUUUUCUGUUGUGAACAGUGCCGAUAUCAAGAUGGAAAAAAAAUCAAAGAGACUCGGGAAACAUUCAACAAAAGACAUCGAAGUUGAUAUAAUAGAUUAUCUUGACCGAAACCGUGAUUUUCUGGAGGCUUAUAUCAUUGACAGCGUUCCUAUAAACCAGGUCGAACGGUGGUUGGUAAAGAAAAUGACCAGGGAUAUAGAAAACAAACCAUUCCUGAGUGAUAAAUGUCUGGUAAGACAUGGACAUAAAAAAAAGAUAACAAAAAAAGAAAUAUUUAUGGAAUUAGUCAAUAAAUUAAAUGGAGAUACAAAUGAACAUUCUAUUACAUUAGAGCUUGCUCGCUUUAUGAGUUUUUCUGUGGGCGUUGACGCGUAUAGAGUUUACAAACUAUACCCUGAUCAUCCUACUUUUGUGCAGUAUUUUGAAUUUGAUUCUACCUCAGAUCUUCUUACUUCAACAAAAUUGGCUAGAGCAGAGAACGAUAAGAUUCAAUGUGUACUCGAGGUGGCGAAAAACGGAGCUUGUUUAGUUUUGUCAAAAAAAGAUACUCUCUCAUUUCCAAAAAUGUCAAAUACUUUGUUUCGCACCUUCGACAUAAAAAAUGAGAAUGAAGCCAAUCAUGUUCUGUACCAGCCAAUUUUAACAGCCAAUGGGAAAACAGCAUAUGUCAUAGAAAUGUGGCGACUUAAGGACAAAUUUGAAAAUAAAGAUGAAAAAAUCAGUUCUGACUUUGUUGUUUGGGGAAGUUUAAUUUUACAUUACUGUAACCUAUACUUGGACAAGAAAAGUGAACGCAAUAUGUCCGAUUUUUUAUUGGACGUUGUUAAAGCAAUAUUCGAAGAAAUGGUAUCACUUGAUCAAUUAAUUAAAAGAAUAUUGGAAUUUGCUCAAAGACUUGUAAAUGCAGACAGAGCAUCUCUGUUUCUAGUGGAUUAUAGUAACUUUGAAUUAGUUUCUACCGUUUUCGACUUAAAAUUUGAGCCCGGACAAGGUAGAGAUAUGGAAAAGAAAGAGAUACGAAUGCCUAUCAAUCGUGGUAUCGCUGGCCAUGUGGCAUUGUCUGGAGAAACUAUGAAUAUACCAGACGCAUAUUCAGACUACAGGUUUAAUAGAGAGGUGGACGAAGCGACCGGGUACAAAACAAUAAGCAUUUUAUGUAUGCCUGUUAAAGUUCAGGGGAAGGUAAUAGGCGUAGUGCAGAUGGUUAACAAGCGCAACAACGACAACUUUGAUCACGAAGACGAAGUCGCCUUUGAAAUAUUUUCUACGUUUUUUGGACUAGCUCUGCAUCACGCUAGACUUUAUGAUAAAAUAAUGAGGAAAGAGCAAAAAUAUAGAGUGGCCUUAGAAGUAUUAAGUUAUCACAAUACAUGUAGAGAACAUGAAGUUCAAGAGAUUCUUACCGAUAAUAAACAGCUAGUGGCCAAUAUUUACGACUUCUAUUUAGACCCAUACCAAUUAGAUGAUUUUCAAAAAUGUAAAGCAGUCAUAACAAUGUUUGAUGACCUCUUCGAACUCUCUAAAUUUGAUUUCGAAACUAUUACUAGAUUUAUAUUAACAGUUAAAAAAAACUAUAGAACCGUCCCAUACCAUAAUUUUGACCAUGGGUGGUCAGUCGCUCAUGCUAUGUAUGUAAUAUUAAAAAGUGAUAACCGGAAACGUUUUGAUUAUAAAAUGCGUUUAGCAUUGUUUGUAGCUUGUCUUUGUCACGAUCUGGAUCAUAGGGGCUAUACAAAUAAGUACAUGAAUGAGACGGCCUCUCCUUUAGCGGCUAUGUACACCACGUCGCCUUUGGAACAUCAUCAUUUCAAUAUAACUGUUACUAUUUUACAGCAGGAUGGGCACAAUAUCUUUUCUCAUUUAACCAGUGACGAAUACAAGGAUAUUUUGCGCUACAUAAGGCACUGUAUUUUGGCUACAGACCUUGCAGCAUUCUUUCCCAAUUUAGCGAAGCUAAAAGAAAUUUAUGGAACGAGCUCACAAAACUCAAAGUUUAACUGGACAGUUCCUGGUCACAGAGAUUUAGCCAUGGCAAUUUCAAUGACAGCAGCUGAUUUGUCGGCGUCUACUAAACCUUGGGAUAUACAGAUUAAAACCGUUAAAGUUAUUUUCGAGGAGUUUUAUGACCAGGGCGAUAAAGAAAGGGCUGCUGGUAAAACUCCAAUACCAAUGAUGGAUAGAAACAAACCGGAAGAACAACCAUCAAGUCAGGUUGGUUUUCUAAGUCAAAUAUGCAUACCAUGCUACAAUAUGUUGUAUAAAAUUCUCCCGAAAACUAAACCUAUGUACGUUAUGUCGUUGAGAAAUCUUAAAAAUUGGAAAUCGAAGGUUAUUGUUAAGGACAAAGACGAAUCUUCAAAUGAGGACGAUACUUUAGAUUUCGAAACUGAAUCAGACUUAGACGAAGAUGACUGUGAAGAAUUAUUAGAAGAAGCAGAUAUUCAAGCUAAAGACAACAUGGAAAAUAAGGAAAUACUUAAAAUUGGUCACGACAUACAAGAAAUUCAUGACGAUGACGAAGAAAUACAUAUUCAGGAAAUUAGUGGUGAAAUGAGAGCUGGAUGGAAGUGUAUCAAAUCUGAUUCAGUAUCAUGGGAGGAUGAUCAAGUUGUUACUGAUAAUGUCGACACAAAAACUGCUAGUAUUUGGAAAGAUAUUGAAGGUAAUUGGGUUGAUGACGAAGGAGUGGUUACCAGACCAAAAAGGUCACUCAAAAUCAUCCUAGUGGAAUCUAAAGAUGACGAAGAUAAGAAUAACUAAAUUUAAACUAAGUUGAAUUUUAUUCGACUAUUGAAAAACUCUAUUUGACAUAAAUUAUAAUAUAAUA
Vanessa tameamea is the source of this 3205-nucleotide messenger RNA. Its product is annotated as probable 3',5'-cyclic phosphodiesterase pde-5. NCBI's taxonomy places the organism in Eukaryota, Metazoa, Arthropoda, Insecta, Lepidoptera, Nymphalidae. Gene Ontology annotation, biological process: negative regulation of receptor guanylyl cyclase signaling pathway; signal transduction. The coding region runs from base 127 to 3138 and encodes 1003 amino acids. Gene Ontology annotation, molecular function: 3',5'-cGMP-stimulated cyclic-nucleotide phosphodiesterase activity; protein binding. The record is from RefSeq and is a predicted model, not a curated record. The transcript has 15 exons.